AUGCCACGACUACGAACAUCGCGCUCGACCCCACCCCCGGAAGGGUUCGACGAAAUCGAGCCCAUCCUCGACGAAUACGAUCGCAAGAUGCGCGAUGCCGAGACCUCGGACACGGAAGGCAAGCGCAAGGUCGAAACGCUCUGGCCCAUCAUCCAGAUCAACCAUACGCGCAGCAGAUACAUCUACGACCUCUACUACAAGCGUGAGGCCAUUUCGAGAGAACUGUACGACUGGUUGCUCAAGUAUCAGUAUGCCGAUGCCAACUUGAUAGCCAAAUGGAAGCGAACAGGGUACGAGAAGCUAUGCUGCGUACGAUGCAUCCAGUCGAGAGAUAUGAACUAUCAAGGAUCAACAUGCAUCUGCCGCGUACCACGGGAUCAGUUGCGGCCCGGCACCGUGGUAGAGUGCGUACACUGCGGCUGUCGUGGUUGCAGCUCAUCCGACUAG
Messenger RNA from Kalmanozyma brasiliensis GHG001, 447 nucleotides. RefSeq names its product G10 protein. The record is from RefSeq and is a predicted model, not a curated record. The transcript has 3 exons. Gene Ontology annotation, biological process: mRNA splicing, via spliceosome. Gene Ontology annotation, cellular component: spliceosomal complex; nucleus. The coding region runs from base 1 to 447 and encodes 148 amino acids. NCBI's taxonomy places the organism in Eukaryota, Fungi, Basidiomycota, Ustilaginomycetes, Ustilaginales.